UCACUUCCCUCCACCAGUCCACAGACACAGCCACGAAUUUGCAGUGUACGCAGUUCUAGUAAACAAGAACCACAUUUCCUGAGGGUGUACGAUCAGUGAAGCGUUUGUGCAAGAUGGAGUACCAGGGCCAGCACGGUCAGGCGACAAACCGCGUGGACGAGUACGGCAACCCGGUGGCCGGACACGGCAGCACGACGGCCGGCAUCGGCACCGGCGCGGCCGCCGGCGGGCAUUUCCAGCCUUCGAGGGAGGAGCACAAGACCGGCGGGAUCCUUCACCGCUCCGGCAGCUCCAGCUCCAGCUCGUCUGAGGACGAUGGCAUGGGCGGAAGGAGGAAGAAGGGGAUCAAGGAUAAGAUCAAGGAGAAGCUCCCUGGUGGUGGCCACAAAGACGGGCAGCAGACCACGGCGACCGGUGGCACCUACGGGCAGCAAACAGGCCAUACUGGGGUUGCUGGCACCGGGGCGCAUGGCACCGGCACCGGCACCGGCGGCACUUACGGGCAGCAUGGGCACACCGGGGUGACCGGAACUGGGACCGACGGCACCGGCGAGAAGAAGGGCAUCAUGGACAAGAUUAAGGAGAAGCUGCCUGGCCAGCACUGAGCGCCUCGCAGUCGCAGGUUGCCUAGCUCGACUUGUGAGAGUUGAGCUACGUAUAGUACCAGCUGGCCACCCUCUGAGAAUAAUAUACUGUAAUAAGAUGAAGAAGAAUAAAAUUCCCACGAUCACAUGUACUGUUAUACUGAGAGUAGAGUCUGUACCGUGGGAUUUAUACCGGACGUCGUUGUGUAAAUUUCCUUUUAAUUUGUUUGAAUCGUGAAUCGUAUAUGUAUGUUCACAUGUACACUGUGUUCUUCUGUUCAGAACUUGAGAUAUAUUUUAUCUA
Molecule: messenger RNA, 888 nt
Organism: Brachypodium distachyon (stiff brome)
Lineage: Eukaryota; Viridiplantae; Streptophyta; Magnoliopsida; Poales; Poaceae
Product: dehydrin DHN3
Exons: 2
Coding region: 114-605 (163 amino acids)
Biological process (GO): response to water
Source: RefSeq, a predicted model, not a curated record